CCCGAACAUGUUGGCCUUCGCACCGCUCCUCCUCACCUUCCUCUUGGUAUGUAAUGUAUGGUCAUUUGUCAAGGAAUUCCGACUCGCCGCCUUCUUGACAGGAUGUCGCCUCUUUAUGUGGCUGAAGCAGGUAGCCUGCGACGCAUUUCAGGUGCCGCUCGACGUCCCUCAUCCACCAGCAGAGGUCCGCCCUGCCGCUGCUCCUGUGAGGCAGACAACACCGACAUCAUCAUCGUGGAGCUUCAGCGAGAUUCUCACCGACACAUCGAGAAUGAGUGUGGGACAUGCGGAUGCGGCGCUGCUGGCGCAACCGAAAAUAUCAAAAUCGGGGUGAGUCGAAUGUAUGAGCAUAGGCCGAUGGAAUGCACGGCUUUCUAUCAAGCGUACACGUCGUGAUGAUGCAGGUAUGACGUCACGCCGAUGACAGACGAGGAGGUUCAGAAGGCGGCGCAGGGGCUGACAUCGAAGCAGUACGAUGUACGUGUGUAAGACGGACAGACACGAGGGAGGGAGGGAGGGAGGCAGGGAGGGACCUGUGCAUGGUGAGUGGUGGAGUGUCGUAUCUGUUCCUGUCGGCUCACUCCUUCCUUCAGAUCAACCUGAAGGCCGGCACUGAGAUGGCAUUCACCGGCGAGACCGUCAACGGAUACAAGUGGAACACAAAAGAAAGUGAGCAGGCACAGGUAGCCCCGCUCACGAGCGACCGAUGAUCGUAUGUUUGGGUGUAUAUGUGUGUAGAGGGCAUGUGGGUUGGCGCGAUAAGUGGUCUGCCGCUGUUUUCGUCCGACGACAAGUAUGACAGCGGCACAGGAUGGUUGUCAUUCCUCAAGCCAGUCGACCCCAUGCAUGUCAUCGAAAGAAAGGACCCAAAAGGUUAGGCAUGACACACUACCUGCUUACCCUGUGUGUGCAUGUGCGGCGCGUGUGUUGUGGAUGGAUGCUUGUGCGUGCAGAUAUGGCGUUUGGGCCUUUCGAACGGCGCACCGAGGUGUUGGACGCCAAGAGCGGAGCACAUCUCGGCCAUGUGUUCGACGACGGCCCGCCUCCCCUCAAGAAGCGGUACUGCAUGAAUGCGGCGUCGAUGAAGUUCGUCCCAGCCGAGCCAGUCAAGGCGAAAUCCUGACGCGGGCCAACAACCAGCAGCAACAGCCCAAGCAAGAAGUGAAGAUGUCCAUGAUUCAUGCCUGCGCUCUCUCCCGAAGGGUGCAAGAGUGCGGCAGACAGACAGGUGGACAGUGUGUGUUGGCUGCAUGCGCCAUGGCAGUAUGGAGUUGGUGUAGUCAUCUGGCGUCGGGGUGUGUGUCUGUGUGUGUGUGUGCGUGUACGUGUGCUUUGGUUGAUACUCAUGUUCAUUUUGGAUUGGGAAAUGCAGCAGUGAUGAGGGAUUCUUUCGAGGGAUGGACCCUUCUUCAUGUCAAUAAACCUCUUCACGCCCAACAUAGAGAUAAGGAUCACCCCUGCAUCUCACGAGUUGAUGAAUCAACAGACACUUUUUA
Messenger RNA from Vitrella brassicaformis, 1496 nucleotides. Lineage: Eukaryota; Vitrellaceae. The record is from the annotation of a GenBank genome assembly.